AAUAUCAAUGAAUUGGUCCUUCAAAACUUUUAAGCUAACCUAUAAAAGGAUCAUUAAUUAAUGGACUGGCAACCGAAAAUCACAAAAAACACAAACAGAUCAUGGCUCCUAAUUAUGUGAUGAUGAUGGUGGUGGUAGUAGUUAAUCUGAUGAUUUUCUUUUCUCUAUGUUUUGGUGCCACUGUGAAUAUGGUAGUCAAAGCUGGAUGCAGUGAAAGUUGUGGCAAUAUCAGCGUCCCUUUCCCUUUUGGGAUGACCCAAGAUUGUUCUCUACACAGGCAGUUCCUUGUCACUUGUAAUUACUCCUUUCAACCAGCUCCAAAGCUUUUCUUAGGAAACAGCACCAUUGAAAUAACAAAAAUAUCUCUUACCGGCCAACUUAGCGUCUUACGAUUAUUUUCCAGAGAUUGUUAUCGUGAUGGGAUAAGAACGAACAGUAACAGCCCAUGGUUAACAUUAUCAUCACUGCUAAGUGUAAACUACACCGCCAAUAAGUUCAUCGCAGUUGGCUGUGACACAUAUGCCAUUGUUCGGGGUCAUUAUAGAAGGCAUAAUUCUAACAUCAGCGAGUCCUACGUAACAGGAUGCAUGUCCAUGUGCAAUAGUAUGGAUGAUGGUGAUAAUAACUUAUGUUCUGGUGUUGGUUGUUGCAAGACAUCCAUCCCCGAGGGAGCAUGGAGUGCCAACAUAACACUAAGUAGCUACAACAAUUAUACUUAUGUGACAGAUAACAACACUAGUUGCAGCUAUGCUUUUGUAGUCGAAGAAGCUACUUUUAACUUUUCAAAGAAUUACCUCAGCAGGUUGCACAACAAGAAAAAGCUUCCUAUUGUGCUAGAUUGGUCAAUUGGUAAAGAAACAUGUGAAGUGGCUAAGAGAAACUCCACUGCAUAUGCAUGUAAGAGCAACAACAGUGAUUGUCAUGAUAAUUCAAUUGGAUAUCGUUGUUCCUGCAUGCAAGGAUAUGAUGGAAAUCCAUAUUUGGAAGAUGGUUGCCAAGAUACGGACGAAUGUAUAGAUCGGAAAGAAGAUUAUAGGUGUGCCAAAGAUGCGAUUUGCACGAAUACAGAAGGGAACUAUACAUGCACCUGCCCUCCAGAUUUCACCGGUGAUGGUACUGAAUGCCAUCGUGACAAUCCUCAGAGAAAAAUUCAUAAUAAUGUUGUUACAGCUGUUACAGUUGGAGUUGCGUUGCUGGUAAUUAUAAUUUGUAGCUGGGCAUACACUGGAUUCCAAAGGAAAAAGAUUUUAAUGAUGAAGAAGAAGUUUUUCAAAGAAAAUGGUGGAUUAGUUCUACAGCAACGACUCACGGGGGAAGAGGGGAAUAGAAUAAAGAUUUUCACAGCAGAAGAGCUAGAAAUGGCAACUAAUGACUUUGACAAAGAUAGAGUUGUUGGUCAAGGAGGUUUUGGAACUGUGUACAAAGGAUAUCUGAAAGAUAAUCGCAUUGUUGCCAUCAAGAAAUCUAAGGUAAUUGAUCGAAACCAAAUUGAGCAAUUCAUAAAUGAAGUCAUUGUCCUCUCCCAAAUAAACCAUAGAAAUGUGGUUAAGCUCUUAGGUUGUUGCCUUGAGACGGAAGUUCCACUAUUGGUAUAUGAAUUUAUCAACAAUGGAACACUUUCUGAACAAUUACAUGAUAAAGUUAAGGCCUCUACUUUUUCUUUGGACAUUCGUCUGAGAGUUGCUGCUGAAACAGCUGGAGUACUUUCCUACUUGCACUCAGCCGCUUACCCCCCAAUCAUCCAUAGAGAUAUCAAGUCUGUCAACAUUCUUAUGGACAAAAGCUACACAGCCAAAGUGUCUGAUUUUGGAGCAUCCAGGUUGGUUCCUGCUGAUCAAACAGAGAUAUCUACAUUGGUUCAAGGAACUCUGGGAUAUCUAGAUCCUGAAUACUUGCAAACGAAUCAACUCACUGAAAAAAGUGAUGUAUAUAGUUUUGGAGUAGUGCUUGUAGAGCUUCUAACAGGAAGAAAGGCUCUAUGUUUUGAAAGACCGGAAAAGGAGAGAAGUCUUGCUCAAUAUUUCAUAUCUUCAGUGGAGAAGGAUAAUUUGUUCGAUAUUCUAGACGAUAAUAUAGUGUGUGAUGAAAGAAACAGAGUGCAGUUGAAAAAUGUUGCUAAGCUUGCACAAAGGUGCUUACAUGUAAAAGGGGAUGCUAGACCUACAAUGAAGGAAGUUGCAGCAGAACUAGAAGCUGAAUUGAGAUUGAAGCAGUCCUGGGCUCAAACUGAUCAAAAUUCAGAGGAAGUAGAAUCCUUACUGCAGGGUACUGAAUCAUUGGAACUUGGAUACAAAUAUAGUGAACACAGUAUCAAUAUUGAUAGUAUAGCGAACCACAUAAAUUUAACACUUCCUGGAGCAAGGUGAUCGAUUAUGCAUCUUUUAGCUCCGAAAUAUGAACUUCAGCAUGAAUAUCUUUUCCUCUUGGGCAUGUUAAAAAUAGGAACUAAUGUUUGAUUUUGUAGCAUUCUGUUAUUUUUCAAUAUUUGUUAUGUCAAGUGUACUUAUUUUGAAUCUUGGUAAUAGUUAGCAUA
Messenger RNA from Capsicum annuum, 2533 nucleotides. RefSeq names its product wall-associated receptor kinase 5-like. The transcript is spliced from 3 exons. The record is from RefSeq and is a predicted model, not a curated record. Gene Ontology annotation, molecular function: polysaccharide binding; protein serine/threonine kinase activity; ATP binding. NCBI's taxonomy places the organism in Eukaryota, Viridiplantae, Streptophyta, Magnoliopsida, Solanales, Solanaceae. The coding region runs from base 102 to 2366 and encodes 754 amino acids. Gene Ontology annotation, biological process: cell surface receptor signaling pathway; protein phosphorylation. Gene Ontology annotation, cellular component: plasma membrane.